GCGGCGGCGGCAUGCGUCCAGGGCCAUCGUCGCGGUGCCAGCGGCGAGCAAGGGCGGCCAAGCUCCGCGGUGGGGUGGACUGGCGGUUGGGGACGGACGCGGAAAGACGAAGGGGGCCCGCGCGCGCGUGGAUAGCGUCUCUUCCGUACUGCGUUCUACAUGCCGCCUGCCAAGCGCUGCGGUAAAAUGGCGUACCCUACACGAGCUGAUCGAUAUGAGAAUGGUCUUCUUCCUUACAGUACCGACUUACGAGCUCAGGUUGAUAGAAAGAAAAACUUUUUUGUUGACAUGAACAGCCAAGGCUCUGCUUCAAUAGGGAAAAACAACACAGAUAAUGGGCAGGGAUCAGAGCCAACACGUUCAAUUACAAAAUCAUCUUACAACCAGACUUUUGGUACUGGUGUUCCAAGAGAACAGAAUGAAAGUCAUAGUAAUGAUGAUAAAGGGGCGAGGAUACACUUCCCAGCAGAAUGAAUAACAUAGAGGGGGCAAUCUUGAAUGAUAGUCCAAAGCACGAUAUCCCAAUUUGCAUAAGAAAAGAAAUAUCUCAGGAAAAUAGCUGUAACUCUUCAGGCCAAGGGAAAAAAGAAAGCCUUUUCAAAGUUCUGAAAAGGGGAGAAAGAUUUAAUAAUGGAAGAUACUAAUGGUGCUGGCUCUAUGGAAAUGGCCUUAGUGGCGGUCCAGCCAACUGGACCACGUUAUACUAGAGCGGCUUACGCAGAUGAUGAACCAUAUGAAAGUGAAUGAACAAGUUAAGAGGCAGAGGAAGGAGUAUGAACCCACACUGAGUAUAUCGGCGGUGGCUGGGACCCAGCCCCGCCGAAAGCCAUGAAUCUCUUAUGUUGGAACUGUCGAGGUUUAGGGACGGACUCGACAGUUGGUGAGCUUCGUCAUUUGGUGAAGCGAUAUCGUCCCUCCCUCCUGUUUUUAUCGGAAACUAAAAUGAGGGAUACCAAAGUGAGGAAAUUUAUGUGGUCUCUGGGGUUCCAUGGCUGUUUUGCAGUUAGUAGUGAAGGGAAAAGUGGAGGUUUGGCUUUAUUUUGGGUUCAGGAAUGUAUAGUUUCUCUGAAGCAUUAUUCUCCAAAUAUUAUAGAUGUUACUAUAGGUUCAGAAGCAAAUCAAUUAUGGAGAGCUUCUUUUGUCUAUGGUGAGCCGAGGUCUAAAUUGCGCCAUAAUUUUUGGGAUCUUUUGCGCUUUGUUCGUUCCCAGUGGUCUGGACCUUGGCUCUGUGCCGGGGAUUUUAAUGAAGUCCUGAGCAGCGAUGAACAUCUGAGCAGAGGGGAAAGAGGGGAGCAGCAAAUGAGGUUAUUUAGGGAUUGCCUUGAAGACGGUGAAUUAUCUGAUUUAGGCUUUUCUGGGCCAAAGUACACCUGGAAUAAUAGGCAGGUUGGAAGUGACAAUGUGAAAGUACGCUUAGACAGAGCAGUGGCAAAUGGUCAUUUUAUCCAACUCUUUGAAGAUUAUCAUGUUGAAAAUGUCAUCACAUCAACUUCAGAUCAUUAUGCCAUUCUUGUAUCAAUUAAUCGAGAUUCUCAGUAUAAUGAUAGGAGUUCCUUUGAUAACAAUUUCAAAUAUGAAGCAAUGUGGGCAAGAGCACCAGAUUAUAAUGAUAUUGUUGAAAAGAAAUGGAAAGAGGAUUUUGAGGGGCCUAGAAAUCUCCAAUCAUUUUGGUCAAACCUAAGCAGAAUGGCGACCUCUUUAAAACACUGGAGCUCAAGAACUUUUGGGUCUAUCCGGAAGGAAAUAAAAAAACUUGAACGACAGUUGGCGAUGCUUCGUUCCUCAAGUGCCACACCAGCUUUUUCAGUUGAAGAGAGGAGAAUUGAACGAAAGCUAUGUGACUUAUUUGAAUGUGAAGAAAUUAUGGCUCGCCAACGUUCUAGAGUGGAUUGGCUCCAAGCGGGUGACCGAAACACUUCAUUUUUUCAUGCCAGAGCCUCUGCCAGAAGAAAAACUAAUAGAAUUUCAUAUCUAUUGAGAGAAGAUGGUACAAGGUGUGAAGACAGAGAGGAGCUUAAAGAUGAGGAGAUACGUGAAGCUCUGUUCCAGAUGGGACCGACCAAGGCGCCUGGUCCUGAUGGCUUCCCGGCGUUGUUUUACCAACGCCAUUGGGAUUUUUUACAGGCUGAUAUCUGCACAGCUGUUAGGGAUUUUCUACAAGAUAUGAUGAAGGCUUAUGACCGGGUCGAAUGGAAAUAUCUUCAGGGAGUUUUAAGUAAGAUGGGUUUUGCUGAUGGAUGGAUCCAAACUGUAAUGAAAUGUGUGACAAAGGUGCGAUAUGCCAUACGAGUUAAUGGUGAACUCUCUGAGCAUUUUAUUCCAACAAGGGGAUUGAGGCAAGGAGAUCCCAUCAGUCCAUACCUUUUUCUCUUAUGUGCGGAAGGCCUAUCUUGCUUAAUGAAGAAAAAAGAAGCUGAAGGUAAAAUAAACGGUGUAAAAAAUGGGAGAACUGGACCAGCAAUAUCUCACCUCCUUUUUGUAGACGAUAGUAUUUUUUUCAUUAGAGGUGAUAUGAAGAACCUUCAAGCUCUUAAUGAGGUGUUGCACUUGUACAGUGAAGGAACAGGCCAGCGGAUUAAUUUUCAGAAAUCAUCACUUUUCUUUGGUGACAAAUGUCCGGAACAAGUUAAGGACAGAAUUAAAUCAUAUAUCAAUGUCCGUAAUGUAGUUGUGCAAGCAAAUUAUUUGGACAUGCCGUCUUGGGUGGGGAGAUCUCCUACAAGCACUUUCAAUUUCUUACCUGAACGUAUGUGGAGGAAAAUAAGAGGCUGGAAUGAUCGCCCCCUUUCAAGGGCUGGUAAGGAGGUUAUGUUUAAAUCAGUCAUUCAAGCAAUUCCAAUAUAUGUUAUGAGCUGUUUCCGCCUGCCAGCUGCAAUUUGUGAUAAGAUGAGGACAACAAUCUCGAAUCAUUGGUGGGGCAUUGAAGAGGGUAAGAAAAAGAUGCACUGGCGUUCAUGGGAAUGGCUGACCGCCCCUAAAGCCAUGGGUGGCAUGGGGUUUCGAGAUAUGCAAAUUUUUAAUCAAGCUAUGUUGGGCAAACAAGCUUGGAGAAUUCUAACUGUUCCUAAUUCGCUUUGUGCGAGAGUGCUCAAAGGGCGCUACUUUCCUUGUUGUUCUUUUUGGGAUGCGUCUCAGCCCCGAAGUUCAUCUUUCACAUGGCGCAGCAUCAUGUAUGAUGGAGCAGCUGGCAGCUGGAAUGAAGAGAUGGUUCGAGCUUGUUUCAAUGAAGAUGAUGCUGAAAAGAUUUUGCAGAUACCUCUGUGCCAUACUCCUUGUGAGGAUUUCCCAGCUUGGCUACACACUAAGUCAGAGGCCGCAGAGGAUCAUGAAGCAACAGUUUUUGCAAUCACAGUAUGGCACAUUUGGGAGUCAAGAAAUGCAGUUAGAAAUGGUGAGAAUAUGAUGCAUCCCCAAUCCAUUGCACAACGAGCAGUAGCUUACAUAGAGAUGUUUCUGUUACACGUGACACAACCAAAAAAUCAAAGGUGUGAGUCUAAUUUCUCUGUAUCUAGAUGGACUCCACCGCCGAUUGGUCGGUUGAUGCUCAAUGUGGAUGCUGCUCUUUUUAAAAAUCCAUCUCGUAUUGGCGUGGGUGUAGUAAUCCGCGAUCACGAUGGGGAUUUCAAAAUGGCCUUUUGCAAGGUGAUGGAUAGGAUUAAAGAUCCUGAGAUGGCUGAAGCUAUGGCAGUCCGAUGUGCUGUUAUUUUUGCGAAGGAAAAAAAUCUUCAACAUAUUGUUGUUGCAUCAGACUGUCAUAAUAUCAUCAAGAAGUUACAAUCACAAAAUCUAGACAGAUCUGAAGUUGGUGCUAUCAUAUGUGAUAUAAAAAACUUAGUAAGAGAGGUUACAUUCUCUUUUAUGUAUAUUCGUCGAAGUUGCAAUGGGGCAGCUCAUGUAAUGGCUAGGCUAGCAGAUCAAUUCUCUGAAUCUGUUUGGUGUAAUGAAGCUCCGGAUGCAAUCCGGGCUAUCCUUUGUAAUGACCUUUAUAGUAAUUAGUAUGAAGCUGCCUUUUCAAAAA
Molecule: messenger RNA, 4018 nt
Organism: Panicum virgatum (switchgrass)
Lineage: Eukaryota; Viridiplantae; Streptophyta; Magnoliopsida; Poales; Poaceae
Exons: 5
Coding region: 829-3996 (1055 amino acids)
Molecular function (GO): RNA-DNA hybrid ribonuclease activity; nucleic acid binding
Source: RefSeq, a predicted model, not a curated record